AAGGGCUCGCAAGGGGUUUCACAAGAAUUUUUAGACUCAUUGGAAAGAGUACCAAUCUCCAACUUGGCUAACAAGGAAACUUCUGAUUGUCCUAUUUGUACCAAUAGGUUCGUAGAUGACGAAUAUCCACUUGUAGUGAAGUUGCCCUGUCUGGUUCAAAGCGGCAAAGACCAUCUUUUUGACUUAGAAUGUAUAGGACCAUGGUUGAAGGUGCAUUCAACAUGCCCAUUGUGUCGUUUUGAUGUAUUAGAGGUGGAUAAGAAGAGACGCGAGAAGUUGGAGAAGGAGUUACAGGCAGCCCAAGAUGCCGAUUCUGAAGAGGAGGAAGAAGACUGGGAUGUAUAUGGUUAG
This is a messenger RNA of Scheffersomyces stipitis CBS 6054, 351 nucleotides long. RefSeq lists its product as uncharacterized. Lineage: Eukaryota; Fungi; Ascomycota; Pichiomycetes; Serinales; Debaryomycetaceae. The transcript has a single exon. The record is from RefSeq and is a predicted model, not a curated record. The annotation marks the transcript as partial.